AUGGACACCUGGAUCUUCCCGUCGCCACCGCCCAACCUGUCGGAGCCUCUCAUGUACGAGGGCUUUGCGCAGGUCAACGAGUCGGACGUCGACGGGAACUACACGGACCACAGCUUCAACGGGACCAGCACGGUGGUCAUCACCUGCAUGUACUUCCUGGUGUGCACCGUGGGGCUCUGCGGGAACGCCCUGGUCAUCUACGUCAUCCUGCGCUACGCCAAGAUGAAGACGGUCACCAACAUCUACAUCCUCAACCUGGCGGUGGCCGACGUCCUCUUCAUGCUGGGCCUGCCGUUCAUCGCCAUCCAGUUGGCGUUGGUCCACUGGCCGUUCGGCCCCGUGCUCUGCCGCGUGGUGAUAACCAUCGACUCCCUGAACCAGUUCACCUCCAUCUUCUGCCUGAUGGUCAUGAGCAUCGACCGCUACCUGGCCGUGGUGCACCCCAUCAGGUCGACCAAGUGGCGCAAGCCGCGCAUGGCCAAGACCAUCAACCUGGCGGUCUGGGGGGUGUCGCUGCUGGUGAACCUGCCCAUCGUCAUCUACAGCGGGCUGAUCACCAAGCACGACGGCUGCUUCUGCACCAUCGUGUGGCCCGAGCCCCAGGAGGCUUACUACACGGCCUUCAUGUUUUACACCUUCUUCUUGGGCUUCUGCCUGCCCCUCAUGGUCAUCUGCCUCUGCUACCUGCUGAUCAUUUUCAAGGUCAAGUCGUCGGGCAUCCGCGUGGGCUCCACCAAGAGGAAGCGCUCGGAGAGGAAGGUGACCCGGAUGGUGUCCAUCGUGGUGGCCGUGUUCGUCUUCUGCUGGCUCCCUUUCUACGUCUUCAACGUCACUUCCGUCACCGGCACCAUCAGCACCACGCCCGUCCUGAGGAGCACCUUCGCGUUUGUGGUGGUGCUCGGCUACGCCAACAGCUGCGCCAACCCCAUUCUGUAUGCCUUCCUGUCGGAGAACUUCAAGAAGAGCUUCCAGAAUGUCCUGUGUUUGAAGAAAGUGGGCGGGCUGGACGAAACUGAGCGCAGCGACAGCCGGCAGGACAAGUCUCGCAUGAUGAACGACCCCACCGAGACCCAAAGUACUCUGCUCAACGGGGACCUGCAGACCAGCAUCUAAGAGCGGAAAGGACGG
This is a messenger RNA of Lampris incognitus (smalleye Pacific opah), 1128 nucleotides long. Its product is annotated as somatostatin receptor type 2-like. Gene Ontology annotation, molecular function: somatostatin receptor activity; neuropeptide binding. Gene Ontology annotation, biological process: neuropeptide signaling pathway; cellular response to glucocorticoid stimulus; cellular response to estradiol stimulus. The record is from RefSeq and is a predicted model, not a curated record. Gene Ontology annotation, cellular component: membrane; neuron projection. The transcript has a single exon. The coding region runs from base 1 to 1113 and encodes 370 amino acids. Lineage: Eukaryota; Metazoa; Chordata; Actinopteri; Lampriformes; Lampridae.